Molecule: messenger RNA, 1698 nt
Organism: Leptosia nina
Lineage: Eukaryota; Metazoa; Arthropoda; Insecta; Lepidoptera; Pieridae
Source: the annotation of a GenBank genome assembly
AUGACUACAUCGUCCGAGGAUGUUUUACUUAGUGUUAACCAUGUGCGAUAUAAAAAAGGUGAUGGAACCCUCUAUGUGAUGAAUCAAAGACUGGCUUGGAUGUUAGAGAAUCGUGAUACAGUGGCUGUUUCCCACAAAUAUGCUGAUAUUAAGACUCAAAAAAUAUCUCCUGCUGGAAAACCAAAGGUGCAAUUACAAGUUGUACUGCAUGAUGGUACAUGCUCCACUUUCCAUUUUGUCCAUCCAGCUGGGGCAGAGGCUCAAGCCAAAGACAGGGAUCAAGUUAAAAUGCUUCUGCAAAAUCUCCUUCCUAAGUUUAAGAGACAAAUUGAUGGAGAGUUAGAAAUGAAAUCUAGGUUAUUAUCACUACAUCCUAUUUUAAAGCAUUUAUAUGAAGAUUUAGUUAUAUCAAAAGUUAUUAAUAGUGAAGAGUACUGGAAUACACCAACGCUGAAACAUUACACAGACUCAACUAAUACUAAACAGGAAGCUGGUGUAUCUGGAGCAUUCCUAGCGGAUAUUCAACCACAAACAGAUGGCUGCAAUGGGCUGAAGUAUAAUCUCACACAAGAUAUUAUAGAUGCAAUAUUCAAAACGUAUCCCGCCGUAAGAAAGAAACAUGUAGACUAUGUACCAAAUAAAAUGACAGAAGCUGAGUUUUGGACCAAGUUUUUUCAGUCACAUUAUUUUCAUAGGGAUCGCAUAGCUUCCUCCUCGAGUAAAGACUUAUUUGGUGAAUGUGCUAAAAUGGAUGACCAAGCAAUUGCAUCAGCUAUGAAACACACUACUUUGGACCUCACAGUGGACUUACCUCAUUUCACAGAACCAGUUCCACUAUUACCUGAUGAUGAGACAACAGAGAAGGAAAAGGACAGUAAUUCAAUACAUCGCAGUAUGAUAAAAAGAUUCAACCAACACUCAAUAAUGGUGCUAAAAGCUAGUCACAAAAACUCAAACAGUAGCAAUAACACAAGUAAAUUGACAAACAAUAACAAAGUAGUUGAGAAUGGUGUGAAAGAUACAAAUGGAGUGGAAAAGAGGCACGCAGAUGAGAGUGAACCAGUUGAUAAGAAGAGGCGGAUAUUGGAAAAAAUACACUAUGAAGAUCUCGAUGACACAGCUGAUAGCAGUAGUGCACAGGAGUUGAAGUUAUCAAAGGUAGAACGAUAUUUAUUAGGCCCGUCAUCACAAAUGAGUUACUCGACAUCUAGUAGCAGUCAUCCACCACCGCUCUCCGCACUUUCGUCAAUAUGCCAGGCUUGGUCCAACGGUCAGCAAUGUCAUCGUCCAUUUCGUAUGAGCGCGGCAGCGGCUGUAGGCGCCCUUGGAGAGUUGAGUCCUGGUGGAGCGCUCAUGAGGCAGCAUCACGCUGCUUGUAUGGCACAAUUAAUACCACCGGACGUGAAGUCAGAACUCCACCGCAUCUACUACUCCGGUGGCGAAUUGCUUCGUGAGUUGUGGCGAUGUUUCCCGCAGCCCGGCGCAGGCGCAGAGGCAGAAGAUAACGCAGCUAAGGCCGAGAAGUUCUAUGAGGCACUUCUCAGGUUUAGAAACGUCAAAUUAAGACCUUUCGAGGAGAAGAUGCUCCGCGACCUAACACCAUUAGCGACAUCCCUAACUCGACAUAUGAACCAAAUGAUAGACGCAGCGUGUUCCAAGUACGCUUUAUGGCAACAACGGCAGGCCAAACUUAGGUAG